Messenger RNA from Trematomus bernacchii (emerald rockcod), 3401 nucleotides. It is a transcript of the gene pkp3b, whose product is annotated as plakophilin 3b. Gene Ontology annotation, molecular function: cadherin binding. The record is from RefSeq and is a predicted model, not a curated record. Gene Ontology annotation, cellular component: nucleus; adherens junction; plasma membrane. The transcript is spliced from 13 exons. Lineage: Eukaryota; Metazoa; Chordata; Actinopteri; Perciformes; Nototheniidae. Gene Ontology annotation, biological process: cell-cell junction assembly; cell-cell adhesion. Bases 79 to 2424 code for a protein of 781 amino acids.
GCUUCUGAGCUCCAGUCCGCAGCGGACACUUCAGAGCCAGUCACCGGAGGAGUGGAAGUGUUUUCUCCCGCUGUGAGGAUGAGUGUCUUGCUGGCUGAGAGCUGCUUCAUGUCCGCCAUGCAGCCCAACUCCUCCUGCACCGCCUAUGUUCUUCCCUCGGACGGUCCCCCCCCGGACCAGCUGGCUCGAGCCCGCCGUGUCCAGGAGCAGGUCCGGAUGCGGCUGGCGGAGAAGAAGUCCUCCUCCCUGCCCCGGCUGGACGACUCGCUGGUCGGAUCAACAGGUGGAACACAUCACGACUUCUAUCAUCCUGAGGCAAAGAGCUUUUCACACACCCUUGGUUUCAGUUCCAGAUCCAUGGUACACACACCCAGUCGCGUCAUGGCUAUGCCCACCGCCCCCCUGCGCUCCUCGGGGGUGUCGGCCCGCUCGGCGGUGGAGAGCGGCUCGCUGAGCCACCGGGGGGGCAGCGUGGUGCAGAGCAGCUUCCUGUCCUCUCACAGCAGGAACACUCGCUCCAAGUCCCUGUGCCAAGCAGACCUAGAGACCCUCCCCCUCUCUGUGCCCGCUCCCCCAGAGAACCCCUGCUACUCCAUCUCUGUGCCCCCCCCCGGCACCCUCAGGCGCAGCCUCAGCGGGACCCUGGCCCAGGACAGGGGCCUCUUUCAGCAGGAGGCGGAGCUACCCUCUCAGUACACCUAUAAAGGCCCCUCCCACCGCACCAUCAGCCGCAUCACCAACCGCCAGCAGCACAGCCAGCAGCAGAGCGCCGCCUUCGGACAGGAGGGCUGGGGGGGGACCGGCAGGGGGGUCCCCACGGCAGGGGAUGGCUGGGGGACGCAGUGGCAGCAGCAUGUGUCCAGGGCCAACCAUGUCUCGGGGAACGGGCUGUACCUGGCCCCCAUCCGCCGGACCGCCUCCACCCACAGCGUGAGGAGUGUGGGGAGGGGAGUGGACAUCCUGGAUGGAGCGUCCAUACACAGCAACGACCCUCUGGAGGAUAUGCGGGGUAUGGACAUGCCUACAGCUGUCCGAUAUUUGUUGGAGUCAGAUGCUGGCCUGCAAGUUCUGGGAGCCGCGUACAUACAACACCAGUGUUACCAUAGCAACGAUGCCAAAAACCAGGUCCGUGCUCUGCAUGGCGUUCUGGCUCUGGUGGAGCUGUUCGGCAGUGACAACCAGGAAGUGCAGCGUUACGCCACGGGCGCCGUGAGGAACCUGAUCUACGAGAACGCUGACAACAAGGCGGCGCUGAUAGACGCUGGAGGAGUUCUGAGUCUGGUCAACAUGCUGAGCAAACCUGACGAGGAGCUGCAGAAGACCAUCACAGGUGUCAUGUGGAAUCUGUCCUCCAGAGACAACCUGAAGGAGAAGCUGUCCAAAGAGGCGUUAUCAGAGCUGACGGAGAAGGUUCUGGUCCCUCUGUGCAGCAGACUGCCUCUGAGCCCGUCUGAGAGAGACGUCUUCUACAACACCAGCGGCUGCCUCAGGAACUUGAGCUCAGUGAAUGAGAGGACGAGACAGAAGAUGAGAGACAUGCGAGGCCUAGUGGACUCUCUGGUGUCUUACAUUCAACAGGAGGACAGGGCAGACGACAAGGGUUUGGAGAAUUCACUGUGUGUGAUGAGGAAUCUGUCCUACCAGCUGUACACGGAGCUGCCUCCGUCCGUCCGGCUGCGUCUGGAGGGCCCGUCCAGGGCCUCCGCCUCCAAGGAGAGUGAGGCCAUCGGCUGCUUCACUAUGUAUAACAAAAAAAACAACGAGCGUAACCAGAAUAUGUUCAUACUGUCUGAAGUGUCCCGACAACCUAAUGGCGCUGAGUGGCUUUGGCACCCUAACAUGGUGGCGUUGUACAAGCUUGUUCUGCAGAACAGCGACUGCAGCUCCACCAGCCGGGAGGCGGCCGUAGGAGCGCUGCAGAACAUCACUGCAGGAGAGGGCCGGUGGGCGGCGGUUCUGAGUGGGGUGGUGUUGGAGCAGGAGAGGAUGCUGCCCAUCCUGCUGGAUCUGUUAGACACCAACAGUGCCUCGGAGCUGAGGCCUCUGACCGGCCUGCUGAGGAACCUGGCCCGACACUCCACCAACAAAGACCACAUCGCUAAAAACAUGGUGAACAUUCUGGUGACCAAGCUGCCCAGUGACGGCCUUCAGAAAACACCCUGCAGCGAGGUGGUAGUCAACAUCUGUGGAGCCCUCAAUCACCUGGUCACCUGCAGCUCCUUGGCAGCCCGGGACGUCUCAUACUUCAACGGCCUGCCGAAACUGAUUGGAAUCAAGACAUCCCAUGAUAACAGCUCUGGGGGUCUAAAAGCUGCCAGAGCAGCAUCAACUGUCCUCUGCAACAUGUUCCAGUACAGCAAACUGCACAGAGACUACAAGCUGAAAGGAUUUGCCAGACGAGACUUCACAGAUCCCACCAUCUAGUCUGCAGCGAGUUACGCGACUAAUACUGAGCUUCUGACCUGAAGAUAAAGGUUGUUCAGAGAAAAAGACAAGGAACAACAGUUGGAUUUAAUGAGCGGAUUAUCUCACUGUGAUGGACCCAGAGAAGGAGAAAAAUGGACUGGAGCCAGCGGAGCGAAGGACUUACUGUUCGUCCUCUGGCAGGUGCCGUGUGUGUUUAACUUGGCUGAGCUCGCAGCAGAUGUAUCAGCCUGGGAAGAUGGGAAGUUAAUGUUGUCAACACUUACAGUGGACUUCAAUCCCAAAACUACCAAACGCUCUGUGUGUGUUAGGGUUAGACUGAUUAUUUUCAACUAAUGCUGAUAGCUGACAUUAUGCCUACAUUACAGGGACAGAAGCUUCUUUAGUUCCCAGACAAUAACUGGGAUAACCUUUUAGUAUACACAUGCACUUAAUUCAGAAAUAGAAGAAGAUGGGGCCAUAUAUACAUAGUCUAGCUGUAUGUAGCAGCCAUGUGUCUGCAUUACGAGGCUGGGCAAUAAAGAGUCCGCAAUAUCUGUGAACAAAUUCUUAAUCUCUGCAAUUCAAAAUCGAACAUGAUUUCUAAUUCUGGUACCCAAUGUAAAUGUAAUAUUGUUAACUGUUUGGCCCUACUGCUUAGAACAGUGGUCACCAACCUUUUUAAGCCCAAGAUCCCCGACCUCGGCCUUGGUGAAAGGCGAGAUCUACCUAUUGCAGAAUUGAGUGAAAAAGACAGCCCUUUUAUGUAUGUCGGCUAAUUGCAUCUGAAUUACAUCAAAUCAUUUGGUGCAACUUCCAAUUUGAUUAAACCAAGAACACAACAUAACUAACAUGUCAAAAAGGAUAAAUAUAUAUAUUUACAUCAUACCUAUCAUUUUAAGUUUCAUUCAUUCCUUCAUUACAAUCCUAAAUAUAAAUGUAUGUAGCUUAUUUUCCAUUUGUUUGAACGAAUGAGUCAAUUAUUUUGUUGACAGCAA